AAGUAUAAAUGUUCCUUGACUGCCAUGCCAUGACUUUCAUUGCCGUUUUUGAGGGGGCUGCUUGUCAUGCGCAGACCUGACUACUUGUAGCCUGAGGCACUCUAGAAAUAAUCCAUGCCACCGCUUCCAUUGAUCUCAAACCCUCUCUUUGCCUUUGUGAUGAACAUGCCGCAAUGGUAGAAGCACAAGCACACGCAACCAACGGAUGAGAAUCACAUCUGUGACGAUAGUAAAUACCAUCUUCGAGAUGAGAUGUUCAAUUCACUUUCUUCACAUGCUCAUAUAUGAUCUAUUUAUCUGAGCAUUUCACGCAUACAGCACAUACAUAUUUAUUCUUUCCCUCUCUCCCUCUCCAUCAUCACUUCUGACCUCACUCGGCCCAUCAUUCACAUGGAUAGCAUUCGUGAUCGCUUCCAAUCCCAGCGUCACAAUACUUGGUCCUGAAGGGUCAUACAAUUUCAUCUUUUCGACACAGAGGAAAAGAAAUACCUACUCGGGACUAGUCCGUGCUCAAUGGGGACUAGCCGACUUGAAUAAGAUCGUCCCUAUUGCACUUUCAUACCCUUUUUUUACUUUUAUCCAAUGAUUCCUCCUCCCCUGCUUGAAUUCUUUUGGAUCUCUACCCACUUCCCAGCCAAUCAUCGCUCGUCUCUGGCUUUUUUAAUAUCGUCCUUAGCUUCUAGCUACAAGCCGGCAAGUUGCAACGAACAAGUCUCUUUUCCAUCCAUUCCUCAAUCUCGAAUUCAACACAGCCCGCAAAAAAAAACAUAACUACAACAACAUAAAAUCCAUUUUACAUACAUCGACAACAUCACCACCACCAUCUCAACAAUUGAAAUUCACGGUCCUUACAAGAUACCAUCCAGCGCGCAAAUCAUCAUACAUUUCAACCCCACGAUACCACCGCAUUCCAUUCGAUCCCAUUCAAUUCAAUACCCCAAAUCCGAUAGAGAUACCCCAUACCUCAAAUUUCGCUUUUUCCACUGUACUGUACUUGAAUUCAAUAUACAUCAACCUCUGAAGCUACACCAUCACGAAUCAGACCUCUUUUUGAUCAUCACCAUAUCAAAUCGAAGAAACAUCGAUACAACCACAGCAGCCAUAACCACAGCGACAACAACGUCUGGCCUUCCUCGAAGACGAACGAAAUAGCAAUGACGAAGGAAACUUUAACCUCGGACAAGGUGAACUAUAUCAUUUGGAAAUAUUUAAUAGAAUCAGGUUACGAAGGAGCGGCUCGUCACCUUUCAAAAGAGUGGGACGUUCAACAACCAGAUUUAUUACCAUUUGCGCCCCAUGUCGGAAAGCAUGCACUAGUCUCCGUUCUAAACAAAGGUCUUCUUUAUGAUGCAUAUAACAGAGAAGCAUCAAGGGCAUUCCGUCAACAUCAAGGACGCUCUCAAGAUGUUUCAGAUUCAGAAAUACCAAUGGGUGUUUUUGGUCCCUUGGAAAUAGCAAACAGAACUAUUCCCAUCAUCACAUCACCUCAAGAAUCCCUCAACAACAAUGAGGAUUUGGAAAUUGCUCGGAAACAUCAACUAGAAGAAGAAUCAAUUUCAAAUUCAAAUGGUCCACCAGGAAAGAAACCACGACUUACCAAUGGUUAUGAAAAUGGUAUUUCAAAUGGAACCACAAACGGAAAUGGAAGCUCAAAUUACUACGAUUCGGCUUCAACGCCCAUGGAAAUUGAUGUUGAUCAAAAUGGUGAUGGUCACGCUUAUCCCUCACCAGAGCAACUGCCAUCACCAGUCACUGCCACCAUUGGACCCGAAAGGGGUACCCAGUCCGAGAAAGUCACAAAUCUCAAAACCGAAACGUUGUACCUAGACUUAUUGGAUGACAAUGUAUCAAAAUCGACCGUAUUAUAUCGUUGCGAAUGGAAUCCAAAGCUACCAAAUCUCUUGGCCGCGGGGGGUACUGAAUCAUUAGCUCGAAUGUGGGAUCUAUCAAGUACGGUCGCCGAUCAUAUCAAUGGAAGUAAUAACCCUAAUGCUUCAGGCAUGAAUACGAAUGGGAUUGUUCCACCGUGUAUUCCUCUUCUCCAGCCUCUCGCGCCUCAACCGACAAUGGUCAAUGAAGUUACCUGGUCUUCGGAUGGAACCCAUAUUCUUGUUUCGAGUGAGGAACCUGAUGGAACCGCAACUGUUACUGUUUGGACUGCUAAGGGUCAACUAUUGCACACCUCUAGUCCAAUGGAAGGUCCAGUCGUUUCUUUAAAGUGGAACUUCUCGAAUACAUUAUUUUUGACAGUUUCUCCAAUUACACUUAAAGGGCUUUCUACACCAGCAUCAACCUUGACGGUCACUUCGAUGUCCGACUUUACAACAAUACAACAUACAAUACCAUCGAUGCCAAUUUUCGAAUCCCCGCUUGAAGGUCUAUGGAUGAGUGAUGAGGAUUUCAUGGCUUACGGAAAUGAAUUUCUACAGAUAUUUCGAUACGCGGAUGGAAAGAUCAAAUAUUUGACGAAAUAUGAACAUCGUGACGAUCAUCGUGUAACGCAUGCUACUUUCGACAGGGAAUCAAAGUUACUUGCUACUGGUAGUCAAAGUGGUAUGAUUGAUAUAUGGGAUGAGAAAGGUCGUUCUCGAACAUUCAAUGCUCAUACCGGACCGAUUACUUCCCUUGAAUGGCAACCAUUGCCUCCAUCUGAUUCGGAGGGUGAAAGCAGUGAAAGCAAUGAAAGGUUGUUGGCUUCAUCUAGUGAAGAUGGCGCCGUUAGCAUUUGGAAUGCCAAAUCUUUGGAGCCAAAGCAAAAAUGUUCAAUGACAAUUGACUCGACUAGUGUUUUCAAGGUUAAAUUCACUCCAGAUGGCGCAUUCAUUGCUGGUGCGACUAGUGAUCGAGUUUUUAUUUGGAAAGUCGACGAUGCUUACUUUCCUCGAGCAACUUGGAAUAGACCACCUGGAAAUGGCUGGCAAACACCACAAUCAACUGAGUCAAAUGGAGAAGAUGAACACGCUUUGAGUUGGGAUGCACAUGGUCAAAAAUUGGCUUAUGGUUGCAAUAGUGUGUUGGCAAUCAUCAAUUUUAAACGCUGAUCCUGGAAUUACCUGUCGGUACAAUACAAGAAAAUGAAAAGCGUUGACUUUUAAAAUAAUUCCCUGUCACUUUGAAGACAACAGGAGAUGACAAGAGACACCGAGUGAAGUUCCUCAUUAUUCAGCAUGAUGGAGUAGGCAAAAAGUGUUUCUUUCCGUCACAAAAGAGGUAUUGAAAUGAUCAUGAAUAGAUCAUACAUCCCAUCGUAUCUACUAUAGUAGAGAAUCGUCAAAGAAAAUACGAAGUUGCGAAGCAUGAACAUUGGAACGGAGUCUAGAGCUGCAAAAAGAUAAGACAAAGCAACAUUUGAUACUGACGAUCGCGACACAAAGAAAUCCAUUACACCUGGGUUGACCGUAUUGGAUGCAUGAGAGGGAAAGAUACGAUUGAUGAUUUUAAAUGUGUAUCAUAGAAAUGUUAGAGAAUUGGGUGUCGGGCGUAUUGCACAUUGAAAGAAUUGGGAGUUUGGGAUGAUAGGAUUGGAUAGUAUGUCUUGAGGGGAUUGGGAUGGCAUGGGUUUGGAUUGGAGUGGAGAUCAAAAUCAGGGUGGUGAAAGUGCUUCUGCUUAUGUGUAGAUUAUAAUUCAUGGAUGGGAGAGUGAGGUGAAGGAUGAGAGAGAGGGUGAGAGCUUGUGAUUGAGAGAUUGAGAGGAAGUGGAGUUGGAAAUGAAGAAGAGGGCGGUGGAUUGUAUAGCGAUGGGUUACGAGGUGACCUGCGGGGAUGUAGGAGGAGGAGAGAAUAGGUGAUGAGGGGAGGAGAAGGAAAGAGAAGAUAAAGAAGGAUUGGAGAUGGAGAGGAAUCACUCGAAAUCAAAAGCAAUUCGAAAUCAAGAAUCAAGAAUGAAAAAUGAUAUAGCA
This is a messenger RNA of Botrytis deweyae, 3899 nucleotides long. RefSeq lists its product as uncharacterized. Gene Ontology annotation, biological process: regulation of transcription by RNA polymerase II. The coding region runs from base 1155 to 3041 and encodes 628 amino acids. NCBI's taxonomy places the organism in Eukaryota, Fungi, Ascomycota, Leotiomycetes, Helotiales, Sclerotiniaceae. Gene Ontology annotation, cellular component: Set3 complex. Gene Ontology annotation, molecular function: protein binding; transcription corepressor activity. The record is from RefSeq and is a predicted model, not a curated record. The transcript has 6 exons.